This is a messenger RNA of Phacochoerus africanus (Common warthog), 1248 nucleotides long. It is a transcript of the gene FBXW12, whose product is annotated as F-box and WD repeat domain containing 12. Lineage: Eukaryota; Metazoa; Chordata; Mammalia; Artiodactyla; Suidae. The record is from RefSeq and is a predicted model, not a curated record. Gene Ontology annotation, molecular function: protein binding.
AGGCGUGACCUGGCCAGAGCGCCUAGGGCGGCGGGCACCAUGCAGGCACAGUUGGGUUUGCCUGAGUGGCAUCACGUCUUCUCGUUUUUGGAAGCCCAAGACCUGCUCCGCGCCGCCCAAGUGGACAAGGUCUGCAAUGAGGCUUCAGGGAGCAAGGAACUGUGGCGAAUCCUGGGGGAGACCAUGGAAUCAGUUGUUUCCAUCUCUGUCAAUGGCCAUGACGGGGCACAGGGCAUGGAGGUCUGGUCAAGCCCUUUAGAGCCCAUGGCUCUGGUGAAUUUGGUGACCUACCUGUGACUGCAGCUGGUUGUCCCCCUGGAUGAGCAGGGCCUGAUCAAAGUAUGGAAAGCAGAGAACAGGUGUGAGCAGGCCUCCUUCUGCCUGCCUAGCUCCUCAUCUGCAUUGGAGGCCUGUGACAUUCCAGAGGGCCCCCUCCUGCUGGCCGCCUGUGCCAAGGGGGCACUCUACAUGCUGAUGGUGCCCCAGCUGCAGCUGCUCUCCAGGGUGAGCAUGUUUCCCAACAGCCCCACCAGUCUCCUUUGCUCUCCUGACUGGCAGUGGGUGUUUGCGUCAACCCCACAUUCAGACUUGGGCCCAAAGGUGUUCCACACUCACUCUUUGCUGUGUCCAUCAGAGGAUGAGCCUUCUGCCUCCACCGCUCUCCCCAUCUGGCAGACGUCCAGGGCCUGUUGGGCCCCUGACAAGGCAGCCCGGCUAAUGGUGAUGCACAGAAAUGACAACGGCAUGCAGUUGGUGGUCACCACCUAUGAGCUAGGGGCCAAGAAGUCCAGGGAUCGAGUGGAUGUUGUGGGACGACAGAUCGCAAGUUUCCUCCUGCCAGAGACCAUGAUGCCUCCUCACCUCAUGAAGGGCCACGGCUCUCAGGUGAUCCUGCUGGUGUCCGGGUCGGAGCUGGUGCUCUUCACCAUCCACGGCCUGCAGCUGGUAGCCUUUCAGGACCACCAGAGGCCCAUCACGUCCAUGGGGGUGGACCAGAGUCGAGUCAUCACCUCUUCCUUUGACCUCUCCUUGAGAGCGUAUGUGUGGAACAAGGAAAAGACCUUUCCCAUCCUCAAGAGCUGCUGUCAUUUACUUGGUGGGUCCCACAGAUGGGCCAGUGGAUUUACUCAUGUGGAAGCUGACAGUGUGAGCAUUGUAGGUGUGGAAGCCAGAAGCAUUGCUAAUAUUCUAAGGGGCUAUUACUUCAAGGUGCAGCAUGGCAGAGAUGGCUACAGCAAUUCAAGAUAA